Messenger RNA from Racocetra persica, 557 nucleotides. The record is from the annotation of a GenBank genome assembly. Lineage: Eukaryota; Fungi; Glomeromycota; Glomeromycetes; Diversisporales; Gigasporaceae.
UUCGAGCAGAAGAUUAUCCAAAUUUUUUUACUAAAGAAAAUAAUGCUUUAUUACGUAAUUUCAUUUUGGUCAUGAAAAACAUUAAAGAUUUUAUUGAAGAAAUCGAUAAUUUUGGUAGUUUUAAAAAAUUUUUUCAGGCAAACAUUAUAAAGCAGACUUUUGAAGAAAUUACUAGUGAUUUUGAUAGUUAUAUGAGCUCUUUGCAAUUUUCUUUAAUAGUCGAUUUAAAACUACAGACUACAAAGGAUAAAGAUCAUGAAGCGUUGAAAAAAGAUGCGAAAGAGUCGGAAGAGUAUUUUAAAUUUCUUUUUGAAAGUAUUCGAUUUACUAAUGAUCGAGUAAUUUCAGUUUCAAAUGUCGAUGAAACCACGAGAAAAGCUUAUGCUUUAUCAAGGAACAUUGAAUAUGUUGUGACUCUCAAAAGUAAUUUAGACAAACAAAUUCAAAAUUAUGAAAUUAAAACAGAUGCACCACUAAAUAUUAAUAACUUUAAAUGUACUGAUGAAGUUCGUAGUAAAAAAGUUAGAAAAUGGUAUAAUGAUAUUUAUGGAAAAGAA